This is a messenger RNA of Tetrahymena thermophila SB210, 1161 nucleotides long. RefSeq lists its product as hypothetical. The record is from RefSeq and is a predicted model, not a curated record. Lineage: Eukaryota; Ciliophora; Oligohymenophorea; Hymenostomatida; Tetrahymenidae. The transcript is spliced from 3 exons.
AUGAAAGCCCCAACUUAUAUUUUAAAAAGAGUUUAUCUUGAACGUAACUAAGAAAGAGAGUUAAGGAAUCAUGAGAAGAGAUUAGAAGAAAUCAAAUCUUCUAAAGAUUAAACUAAAAUUGAACUCAAGAAAAGAACUUUAGCAGUAUAAUCUUAAUAGGAGCAAGCAAAAAAAAAUCAUGAAAGAGCCACUCAAUUUAAAAUCCAUGAAAAGUAAAGAGAGCAGAUAGCAAGAGAUAAAGUAUUAAUGAAAAAGCUUGUAGAAAUAAAUAAUUAGUCUUCUAUUCCUGCUCCAGCUAAUAGAAAAUCAUAACCAAAUUUGUCUACAUUAAGUAAAUCAAAAACUCCCAGCAGUGCUAGUAUGAUAGGUUUGCAUAGUGUUGGUCGUAAGAAAGAAGAAGAAAGAAUUAACCUUGAAAAUCUUAAUUUAGCUAAUAGAAUGGUAAAGCUACCUCCAGUAAUUAGCGCCAAGAAGCUUGAAACAGAAUAUAAAAAAAAUAAAGAAUUGGGAAAUAAAAUAUUACGUUUCCAUCAUCUCAAGAAAAAAGUAGAAAAGGAAUAUGAUCGUAUGGAGAAAAAAGAUCUUGAUGGAGAUGAAAUUGAUGAUGGCCUUGAUCCAAAUGACGAAGAAUUAAUGAACCAAAGAGUUUAACUUUAUGUCUGCUUUUAAAAAAUAGAAUUUAUAAACUUUUUACCUCAAAAUAUUGAAUCAGAGAAAUACUUCAUGGAAAUAAAAGCUAGUGUUCGUGCUCCUAGAACAACAACUCCAGAAUUAUAUGACGAUUUUGCAAAAUCAGUAGUAAACGAAUUCUUUUAUCUUAGAGAGCUAAAAAAAUCGAAACUUAUGUAUAUUGGUCUUUAUUAGAUUAAGGAUGGCAAUUAAACUUUCUUAGGUGAUUUCGAAAUUGAUUUGACCCCUUAUUACUUAGAAGGUGUUUAAAAGGCAGUGAAGUUAGAUUUAAGAAACUUCAAAGAAUUAUAUAAGCGUCCUGCAUACAUGCCAACAGAUAUGAGAAGAAAAGGUGGAAUCGACUUUGAUAUGAAAAUUCAAUCAAAAGUUAAAUAAUAUUUAUUAGACCAGAAAAAUGCUCAAACAGAAUUAGCUCCUGAAAUUGAUAAAGAAAAGCAGAUAGAUUGGAAUGGAGUUGAGAAUAAAAUAUGA